This is a messenger RNA of Syngnathus typhle (broad-nosed pipefish), 891 nucleotides long. RefSeq names its product centromere protein W (gene cenpw). Gene Ontology annotation, cellular component: nucleoplasm; kinetochore. The transcript is spliced from 3 exons. The coding region runs from base 104 to 331 and encodes 75 amino acids. Gene Ontology annotation, molecular function: DNA binding; protein heterodimerization activity. NCBI's taxonomy places the organism in Eukaryota, Metazoa, Chordata, Actinopteri, Syngnathiformes, Syngnathidae. The record is from RefSeq and is a predicted model, not a curated record. Gene Ontology annotation, biological process: chromosome segregation; mitotic cell cycle; kinetochore assembly.
UAACAAACCGUAGAAGAAGGCUAACCCGGAAAUUUUACGAAAGCGGGCAUUUUGAAACCGUAAACUCUCCUUUCUCGUAUUUUGAACCUUUCAACCUUGCAUUAUGUUGAAAAAACCACCGAAAUUCAAGCCCAGUGUCAAAUCAAAGAUGGAGUUUAACAAUACUGUCAGACCGUCGUCUGAAGCAAUGAUGGAGCUCCUCACUCUACUUUUCCUCAACAAUUUGGCCCAAGAAGGAAAAGCCAAAGCGUUUGAGCAGAAGUCCGGAACAAUUCGGGCCCACCACGUCAAAGCAGUCGUCAAGAGUGUUCUGAAAAAUGCAAGAGGAUGAAGACCAUUUAUGAUCUGAUGGUCAUUGUUUCGGUCCCCGUGAAACCCCGUGUGGUGUUUUGAGUUGCUCAAUUAAAAGUAGCUGUUUUGUUGUUUUCUCAACUCUGUGUAACGGUUUUCUUAACCACAACUUUUCAUAUUCCUCAAUGGCUUGACGCAACUCAAUGCGGACAUGCUGAAAUGUUUUAACACAAAUGAAGCCCUUUCAAGAAGUUUAUCAGGAUUUGAUGGCGGUGAGUUGACAUUUUAUGAAUAACUUGCUCGCAUGCUAGCAACAUAAUUUAAGUGAGAGCUGUGAAUUAGCCCAACCUCAGCUAGUUGACAAUGUGAUGUCAUUUAACAUACUGAAGAAAUGCGGUCGAAAUACAAAAAGUCCUGCCUAGCUACAAAAACAGAUAUGCUCAAACCUCAUUGAAUAUUCACAUAUUAGAUCAAUUCACCAAAUCAAUAAAGAAGACAUAACUAGACAUUUUUGAUAGGUGGUAAUGACAAAGGUUUUUUAUAACUUUCUGAUCUGAUAUUUAUUUCUGUGCACUUUGAAUAAACAAAUGUUUUUUGAUA